AUGAGAUCUCUAGCCGACUCGACCAUACGGUGGCAAGAAACUCUUCAAUACUGCACCAGCCUCGCCGAUCUACAACGGGCUGUUAAGGAUAAUGGCUUCAAUAGUCCAUGUAUCUCGGGAUGCAGAUCCCUCUGCUGGAAGGCCUUCUUACUAACCCAGACCACGAACACCGCAGAUUGGUCUCAUAGCCUAUCAGAAUCACGAAGUACAUAUUCUUCUUUGAAGGACCACUUUCUGAGAUAUAUUAAACAUCCGGAAGAUCUCACUUCCGCCUCUGACGAUCCCUUAGCGGAUGAUGCCGACUCUCCUUGGAAUACCCUCCGUGUAGACGAAGUGCUUAGGGCCGAGAUCCUUCAAGAUGUUCAACGUUUACCAGAUGAGCCUUUUUAUCACCAGGCUCAUAUUCAGACGCUGAUUUUGGAUAUUCUGUUCAUCUAUUGUAAACUCAACCCAGACGUGGGCGGAUACCGCCAGGGUAUGCAUGAACUGCUGGCGCCCAUCGUUUAUGUUGUAGCCCAAGAUGCUAUCGACCCUGCCAACAUGGCUUCUGAUGGCACAACGGACUUGAGAAUGUUGGAAUUCCUAGAUGCCUCUUUCAUUGAGCAUGAUUCCUUCGCCCUGUUCUCUAAAGUCAUGGAUAACGCAAAACCAUUCUACGAAGUGAGCGAGGCUGCGACCAAUGCACUUUCUGCAACAUUAGGUCAACACUCACCAGCAUCCUCUAUCAUAGAGCGAAGCCAGUAUAUACACGAGAUAUGUGUAUUCAAAGUAGACCCUGAACUUUCAACUCACCUCAAAAAUAUUGAAAUAUUACCCCAAGUAUUUUUAAUUCGUUGGGUCCGUCUCUUAUUCAGUCGCGAAUUCCCUUUUGACCAGACGCUCGUACUUUGGGAUACCCUCUUCUCUGUAGACCCGUCCUUUAAACUAAUAGAUCUGGUUUGUACUGCGAUGUUAAUUAGGAUAAGAUGGGAUCUUCUUGCUGCGGACUAUACUGUCGCACUGCAAUUAUUGCUUAAAUACCCUCCCCCUCAACUGCAACAUGGCCCACAUACUUUCGUGGAUGAUGCAGUCUAUCUUAGGGAUCACCUAGAUUCGGCUGGUGGCUCUACACUAAUAGCAAAAUAUACCGGGAAACCACCUUCAUCUUUUGGUGGUGAUUCUGGGACGAGCACGCCAGGAAGAACUGCAUCAAGUUUACGGCGGAAACUUGCCGGCACUAGGUCGCCUCUAUCCCCUCCUCGCUUCAGGUCUCCGCAAGUUGGUAUGGAAGCGCUCUUGCAGGGUGCGGCUAAGGGUGUCCUGGAAAGAGGAGAGAAGCUCGGCAUUAACCAAGCAGUGCGUGACGCCAUGGUGGAGAUACGCCGCAACGUUCAGGAAGCUAGGAGUUCUAUGAAAGCAGGCAAGGACCUCCUCGCUGAACCUGGAUCCAACACAACGGCACGAGCGGUGGCGGUGAUGGACCGGAGGAAUAGGCGGCUAGCCUCUUUGCUAGACGAGUCUAUUUCUACGCUGAAGACUCUCGCCGGUUCCGAUUUAGAAGACAAACAGAAAUUCCAGGAGACUCUCACGCUCGCCGCUGCGAAGCUACAGUUUGUCAAGGUUUACCUUGAGGAUUCUACUAUGGCUCUCCCGGAUGAGGAGGAGCCUGCGUCAUCGCUGACAACAGUGGGGACUCUGGCUACUGACAACGUCAUGGUCGAUCCGGAAUCCUUAAGCGAUGCCGUCGCAGCCAUGGCCCUUGACCCGUCAGCGCCCUUACCUGGAAACCAACACCAAAAGAGCACCACCAAUCCUUCAACCGUCGAUUCGUCUAUAAUACCGGGCUUGGAUAGAAUGGACACCGACGACCCGUUAGGCGCCGGCACACCAGCGACGGAGAAGAAGCUAGAACGUCCGCAAGCGCCCAUUCCCACACGCUCAUCACUCGCGCAGUCCUCCUUCUCCUGGAUGCUAGAACCCGACGUCAACUCUUCCUCGUCAUCACUAUCAUCGCCAUCCCAUCAGCAGCCACCCAUAUUCCCCUCGAAAAAGCCAGCGUCGUCAUCGGGCAGCGGCAGCAUACCACAGCGCAAGAGACCUUCCGUAAGCGCCACCCGCGAACGCACGGCUUUUCUCUUUGGCGAGAUCUCGCCAGGUGAGGGGGGUGGCCAGGGCGUUCUGCCGGAUGAUAUCUUUGGGCUGGAGGAGAUUCAGAAGAGGAAGAGUUAAUAAGAGGUACCCAGGUAGGUAGGGAGGUAGGUAAUUAUCCAAGGAGGUUUUGAGAUUAGGCAACUAGUACCUAGGUACCUACCUACCUAAUAGGUAUACCUAA
Hypoxylon fragiforme is the source of this 2311-nucleotide messenger RNA. RefSeq names its product RabGAP/TBC. Gene Ontology annotation, biological process: activation of GTPase activity. The transcript has 6 exons. The coding region runs from base 1 to 2208 and encodes 735 amino acids. Gene Ontology annotation, molecular function: GTPase activator activity. Lineage: Eukaryota; Fungi; Ascomycota; Sordariomycetes; Xylariales; Hypoxylaceae. The record is from RefSeq and is a predicted model, not a curated record.